AUGGCCCCGCGUCGGCGCUCGUCGCCGCCCGCGACCGUGCUCCGCUCCGCCCCGCGCAUCUUCGCCAUGGGACGCCGAGUGCCCGCCGCGUCGCCUCGGGUCCGUCUCGACGGGCGCUGCGCCCGCUGCUCGCACGCCCACUCGGGUCGUCGCCCGUUCGGGUGGCGCCCGCCGGCCCAGUCGAACACCGGCCCAGCCGGGCCUCCUUAUCCAUCCCCCCCACCCCCGAAACCCUACCCACGACCCCCACUCUCCCUCGCCCCCUCCCCCACGUUCGCUCCCCUCUCCCCCGAUCUGGAUCGGGAUCGGGGGGAGGCCACCGACGCGCCGCCGCUUCCCUGGCGCCACCCCACCACCGAGGCCUCGCCUCCUCCCGGAGCCCCCUUCGUCGUGACGCCCUCCCGCCUCUGCACCAACCCGGCGAACGCCGCCCCGUCGCCCACGGAUCCCGUCACCGUCGCUUGGAACGCCCCUCGCCGGAAGCGUCCUCGCCGGAUCUCCUCCUCUUCUCCGUCGGUCGUCCCCGUCCUCCUCCACAACGGCUACCUCGAGCCUCGCCGCCCCCCUGGUCUCUACUCAAACAUGCUGGAGUCCAGGAGCCAGACGCCACCGUCGAUGAUGACCCCUACUACACCGGAGGUGCCUACUACUACGUGCUGCCCGCUGACGACGACCUGGAGUAGUUAGGAGGAUCCCAGG
Messenger RNA from Triticum aestivum (bread wheat), 699 nucleotides. Its product is annotated as WAS/WASL-interacting protein family member 3. The record is from RefSeq and is a predicted model, not a curated record. NCBI's taxonomy places the organism in Eukaryota, Viridiplantae, Streptophyta, Magnoliopsida, Poales, Poaceae. The coding region runs from base 1 to 687 and encodes 228 amino acids. The transcript has 3 exons.